AUGCCGGGUACCGUUGCAGAUGGACCGACAGUGUCCAUGUCGUUUGCCAAUAAUUUCUGGGGAAAAGAUGAUGCGGGUUUUUUCCCCAUGCUUGAACGCAUGCAUGGUGCCAAAGUAUCCUGCGACGAACUAAAGACCUUCUACAACAUCCGCGCUGCCAUUGAAGAAGAAUAUGCCCGCAAGCUUCUCGCGCUUUGCCGAAAGCCCCUCGGGUCCACCGAAAUCGGUUCUCUACGAUCGUCCUUUGACGUUGUCCGCGGCGAAACAGAGGCCAUUGCGAAGGCUCAUGCCGCCAUUGCAGGUCAGAUGAAGAGAGAGCUCGAAGAGCCCUUGAUUGCAUUUGCAGGCGGAUCCAAAGAACGCAGAAAGAUCAUACAGAGCGGUAUCGAGCGUCUACACAAAACUAAGGUCCAACAGACCCAGACGGUAAAUAAAACGCGAGACCGAUAUGAGCAAGACUGCCUGAGAAUUAAAGGUUAUCUCGCCCAAGGACACAUGGUCAUGGGGCAGGAAGAGCGGAAAAACAAAGCCAAGUUGGAGAAAACACAGAUCCAGCUUGCGUCAAGCAGCAAUGAAUACGAAGCUGCCGUGAAAGUCCUCGAAGAAACCACGGGACGCUGGAACAAGGAAUGGAAGGCUGCUUGUGAUAAAUUCCAAGAUCUUGAGGAGGAACGGAUCGACUUCACAAAGAGCAGUCUGUGGACUUAUGCGAAUAUUGCCUCCACCGUCUGUGUCAGCGACGAUGCUUCCUGCGAGAAAAUCCGCCUCUCACUCGAGAAUUGCGAGGUCGAGAAGGAUAUUGUUUACUUUAUUAAAGAAAGGGGAACAGGGCAAGAUAUACCUGAUCCUCCUAAGUUCAUCAACUUCUGCCGUGGAGAUGUCAACGACACAAGUUCUGAGAUGUCCGAAGAUGACGGCUAUUCCGUGGCCCAAUUCCAGCGUACGAUCAACCCAGCGUUCCGAAGCUCCUCUCCCCAGCCGUCUACAUACGAAUCGCAUCAUGACCCACAGUCCGAUCUCGCGGCGCAGAUGGGACAUCCCCCAGGACCAACGACUCCCGCAGGCAGAGAGACUACCGUCACUCCCCAGAAGCCAACUCCGACACAGCAAGCUCCGAUCCAACAGCCCCCGACCCAACAGCCUGCGCCGCUGGAUCUUCGAAGAGGAGGACACCUCCCACCGAACUAUGACCCUGAACAACACGGAGAGAUCGGACCAGUGCCCCAUAAUGCGUACCCCACGGAUGGUAUGACCAUGUUCUGCAGGGCUGGGCCACCUUCCGAAAGAAGUUCCGUGACGAACAGUUACCGCCCGUCUAGUCGCGACUCUCAGAGUGAGGUCUCCAAUCCAACGUCCAUGUCCAGCCAGGAACCCCCAAGUGCCAAGCAGUCGCCCACGAAGCCAACCAAUGGUGUAGCACUCCCCGGCAUCAGCAAUGAGAAACAGGUACAAAAGAAGAGGAGUGCAUUUUUUAGCAACAGUCCCUUCCGCCGCAAGAGCCGUCACGACAAGGACCGACAGUCGGUCUCUCAGAUCGCCUCUCGCAGUACGUGGGACUCUCCGAAGCAGCAGAGCCCAGUGAAAGCACCCAAGGCUCAACCACCAGCGCCUGCGGCUCCUGUUAAUAAUCGCCCGUCUCCUAGCCCUGAGCCUGUUGACCCUCGGGCAAACUUCCAGCUCAACGUUGGCAAUAACGUAUUCGACGUGGAGUCCCCGGAUAAGAAUGCCGCCAAGAAGGAACCCCAACCCCCGAAAGGCACAGAAGAGAAUCUUGACCCCAUAGCCCGUGCCCUCGCAGACCUGAAAGUCGCGGGAAAACAGCCCAGUACUCGCGUUUCCGCCGACCGCUAUCACGGCAUUGCUACACCCAUCCCCUCAGCCCCCGGGUCCACCUACAGCAGUGCGUCCGUGGCAACUCCUCCGCCUUCGUAUAACGAUUCAUCGGUGAAACGACUGGAUGCGCCACAGCCUGCAUUCACAUCUGCCCAGAUGCAGAAGACGACGCAAAAGUACACCGGCCAGACUCAGAAUGUACUGAGAGGCGCUGGCAAUUCCCCAAGUCUCGGCGCUCGGACUAGUGCGCAGCCUCAAGAAACGCCUCGUGCCAAGUCGCCAGCCCCGAGACGAAGCGCAAGUCCCCAGGUCAGUCCCCGCGUCGACACUCGUGCGGGCCAGUAUAGUCGGGCCGCUAGCCCGGCCCCUAGCACGUACCAGGCUAGCAGUAUGAAGAACCGUUACAGCCAGUCGCCGACUGUCUCUACACCCCCACAACGGCCCAGCGACGCUCCAUACUCGCCCCAUGACUAUAAGAGAGCCUCCCCCAGUACUAUGGGAAGGACUGCCUCUCCCCAGCCCCAGUUCAGACAGCAAGCCCGACCCUCCAGCGCUGGAGGCAUGGAGCUACAGCUUUCGAACCCAGCCGACAUGUAUGGCGGUAGCGAUGGAUACGGAUCUCGUCGCGAGCCGGCAAGACCAAUGUCUUACUAUGGCGAUACUGGAAGCCCACGAAGCAGAUCCCGCAGUCGGACCAUGGCAGUGGCGGACCCCGGAAGACAAUUCAGUCGGGAUGGACGCCCCAUCUUGCAUUUCGCUCGCGCCAUGUACAGCUACACUGCAGCCAUCCCUGAAGAACUUGGUUUUACCAAGGGCGAUGUGCUGUCGGUGAUUCGACUUCAGGAUGACGGUUGGUGGGAAGCCGAAAUCACAACGUCCCGCGGAAGAACGGGCUUGGUGCCCAGCAACUACCUGCAAAUCAUCUAA
This is a messenger RNA of Aspergillus terreus NIH2624, 2760 nucleotides long. RefSeq names its product formin-binding protein HOF1. The transcript is spliced from 7 exons. The record is from RefSeq and is a predicted model, not a curated record. NCBI's taxonomy places the organism in Eukaryota, Fungi, Ascomycota, Eurotiomycetes, Eurotiales, Aspergillaceae. Gene Ontology annotation, cellular component: cytoplasm; cell division site; plasma membrane. The coding region runs from base 1 to 2760 and encodes 919 amino acids. Gene Ontology annotation, biological process: cytoskeleton organization. Gene Ontology annotation, molecular function: protein binding; phospholipid binding.